CCGCAUCCGCAUCCCACUCCCCCGAAAAGACUCGUUGUGCAGGGAGCAGUAGCAGCAGCAGCAGCAGCAGGCAGUCAGUUAGGUCCCUCUUUCCAUCGUUACCUUGACUCGGUACGCUCCCCGUCCCUCACAUCCUCUUCCACCACCCCCACCACCACCGUCACCCUAUUCGCUGGUUGCUGUGCCCAUCCAGACUCUAUAAUACAGAGCAACCCCACUCCUGAGGACUCCUCUACCGCCUCCCCACUACCUCCACCACCCGACCACUGUCACCAUGACUACCCUCUUCAACAAGGACGCCCUUCAAGGUCGUAUGCUCUUUGCCAUUCCCAAAAAAGGUCGCCUCUAUGAAAAAUGUCUCGAGCUUCUCUCAGGUGCCGAUAUUCAAUUCCGUCGUCAAAAUCGUCUGGAUGUAGCCCUGGUCAUGAACCACCCAAUGGCACUCGUAUUCCUCCCUGCAGCCGAUAUUCCUCGAUUUGUAGGAGAAGGAAAUGUAGACUUGGGAAUUACUGGACAAGACAUGGUCGUCGAGAGUGGAUUGGCGGAUUUGGUAGCAGAGGAAAUGGAACUUGGAUUUGGCAAGUGUAAACUUCAAGUACAGGUUCCCGAGGUAGAUGAAGAAUUACAGACGGUAGAGGCUCUAGUGGGGAAAAAGGUGGCUACGAGUUUUGAUGUGCUUAGUCGAAAGUACUUUGGUGAUUUGGAUGCACAGGUUAAUGAGAAGAGGAGGAGAGAGGCACAGGCUCAGGGUAGAGAGGUGGAAUUGCUAGAGACUAAAAUCGAGUACGUGGGAGGAUCGGUAGAGGCGGCUUGUGCGCUGGGAGUUGCAGAUGGUAUUGUCGACCUAGUCGAGUCAGGAGAGACAAUGCGAGCCUGUGGUCUCCACGCAAUCGCCACUCUACUCUCCUCUCAAGCCGUCCUAAUCCGUCCCGUCACCCCACACGCUCGCUCCAACCAAGCCCUGAUCAAGCUCAUCGUCUCCCGUAUCCGUGGAGUAAUGGCUGCAGCCCAAUACGUUCUAUGCCAAUACAAUAUCCAUCGAUCUAACUUGGAUGCGGCAUUGGCUAUUACUCCUGGAAGGAGGGCAGCAACGGUCAGUCCUUUGGAAGAUGAUGGAUGGAGCGCAGUUAGUGCAAUGGUCAAGAAGAGUGAAGUGGCCACGGUCAUGGAUCGAUUGGAAGAAGUGGGAGGAAAGGACAUCUUUACAUUGGCAUUGGACAAUUGCCGAACAUGAGAGAGUGUGGGUUCUCACCUGUCACCGAUAG
Microstroma glucosiphilum is the source of this 1265-nucleotide messenger RNA. RefSeq names its product putative ATP phosphoribosyltransferase. The record is from RefSeq and is a predicted model, not a curated record. Gene Ontology annotation, biological process: L-histidine biosynthetic process. Gene Ontology annotation, molecular function: magnesium ion binding; ATP phosphoribosyltransferase activity. NCBI's taxonomy places the organism in Eukaryota, Fungi, Basidiomycota, Exobasidiomycetes, Microstromatales, Microstromataceae. Gene Ontology annotation, cellular component: cytoplasm. Bases 275 to 1234 code for a protein of 319 amino acids. The transcript is spliced from 3 exons.